Molecule: messenger RNA, 532 nt
Organism: Paramecium sonneborni
Lineage: Eukaryota; Ciliophora; Oligohymenophorea; Peniculida; Parameciidae
Source: the annotation of a GenBank genome assembly
AUUAUAUUUUAUUAAAGCAAUGAGCACUGUAAAACAAACAAAAUAAGUCUCAGAUAUCUUAGGAAAAAUAUCAGAUUUCUAUAGAACUUAGAGUUUGAACAAAACAGCAACAAAGAAAUUCAACAUAAGCAGAUAAACAAUAAGCAAUAAAAAUUUAUAUUUGUAAUAAUUUGAGAAAAAAUUGGAAGAAGUAACUGCAUUUAAUCCAAGAAAAUCUAUGGUAUUAUCCAAAUUUAAAGAGUAUGAGUAAUAAAAAUAAGAAUAAAAUCAUAAUAAAGAUAUUGCAACGAUUUUAAAGGAAAAAUAAAAAAUACCUAAAACUAGAAUUUGUCGUCAAUAUAUAAAAACUAAAUAAUGUAGAAUGGGAGCAAAUUGUAAAUACGCUCAUUCCAUUAAAGAACUUGAUGUAGAAUAUGCUCCAGUUGCUUGGACAAUUUAAUUUAAUGGAGAUAUUUAAUAAAAAAGGCCAAAAACUAUGGGUGAAUAAAGAUCAUACAGAGUUUUACAAGCUUUUUAGAAAUCGAUGUAAUGA